Lactuca saligna is the source of this 732-nucleotide messenger RNA. The record is from the annotation of a GenBank genome assembly. Lineage: Eukaryota; Viridiplantae; Streptophyta; Magnoliopsida; Asterales; Asteraceae.
AUGAAUUGCAAACUCCACCCGAGUGACAGAGAGGUGAUGUCAUCAGAUUCCCUAACUAGCUUAAAGUCUAGCAUGGACCUUACCCUAGAUGUUUCUCAGUUAGAAGGUUCUAGAUCUAUUCCUCCUAAUCUUCAUUCGAAGGUUGUGAAAUUGGAUUUUGAUUGUGGCAAACCUCCCAUAGUGUUUACAAGGGCUACCUCAAAAGGGUUCAUCUUAAAAAGCGUUGUAAGAGUGCUCAAGAUGAUCAACUCAUCAAGAUGUCUCCCCCCUAAACGAACACGUUCUGGUCGUGAAUCAAGAAGCCGAAGUCUGAAUGAUCUAUUUGACCCUCCGGCUCCCAAUGUUACAAGAUCUGAGUGUACCUCAGAGAAUCUUAAUACUAAUGUUUUUCAAGAAUGUCCAAUCGAACCGGACAGCAAAAUAAAGUGUGUGGAGGAUGAGGCAGAAGUGUCUCAUUUGGACAAAUCAGAAUCAGAGACCGUUACCGGAGGCCUCCCAGAAAAGAUCCCUGAUAACCCCCUUUUAGAGAAGGAAGACCCCAAAGGCCUGUCUGUUGUGGCAUUGUUCCAUCAGAAACUCUUCGGAUCUGGACAUGGUCGUUUUAUGGCAUCGGCCACCAAUUCUUUGGUAGUUAUAUCUAUUCCCAUUCCAUACGAUACCAUAAUUGUGACAACCCGUAAUUUAUUCCGUCACUGUAACCCGUUCCCAUUAAUAAAACCGUUCGUAUUCUAA